AUUGAUACGGAAUAUGAAGUAGAGUUUAUUCUAACAUGUUUUUUAAUACUCACCAGACGAAAAAAUUAUCCUGAAAAAAUCCGAUUUUCUGUGGCGUUGCCGUUAGCUGAUCCUAUAACAAAAUGAAUCGCACCGAUGACAUGAAGAAAGCAUCGCUCAAUGACUUCAAGCUGGAAGCAAUGGCCUCUAUGGGCUGGGCAGUGGACUCGGAAAUUCCUAUGGCAAGUGCCAAAAACCUGGCCAUCCUAAAGGAGCUGUCCAGUUUAAGGGCUCUCAAACUGGAGCUUCAACAGCACAUGAAUUCGCUGGACGAACGCGAAAAGGCGGUGGAACGACACACCCGUAACAUUGAGGGCACCAUUCAGCAGAAUAUAGCACUGUAUAGCUCUAUGAAGGAUGAUGUUAUCAAGGAGGCGCACAAGGUUCAGCUCGUGAUAUUGGAGCGAAACAAGAUCAAAGAGGAUCUGAGGAAAAAUGAAAAGGAGUUACAGGAAUAUACUGAAUACACCGCGGUGACGGAACGUAAGAUCUGCCAGAACAAACGCGAGAUUGAUGAGCUGACUUCGCGAAUCAAGUCGGCCAAGACGACUCUAGUGGAGUGGAAGGAGGCCAUGGAAGAUGGUAACAAGGGCUACCAGUUGAUCGAAAAGUACUAUCUGGACGAUCAGCAAAAGGCCCGGGAGCUGAACACGAAGCGACAGCUCUUACAGGCGGAAAUAGACAAGCGCCGCAAGCAGGUCGUCCUCCUGUACGACGAGCAGAUGACUCUGGAGAAGAAUCUGGAGCGGACCGCGAGUCUUUAUAGGUCUGCUCACGCUGAGCGUCGCCAGAUGGUGGAGACGUGGAAGAGCGCAGUGAAGCAGAUGACCCAGCGCGAACACGACAUCCAACGCAGCGAAGCGGAAUGCGCUGAGCUGGCACAGAAGGCACAGCAAACGGCUGCGGUCUACAAGGAACAGGACAACCAGCUGACCGAAGUGAUCGAAAACAACCGCCAGGUGGAGAUCGCCAUCGAGGCCUUGAACGAGGAGACCUCCGACAUGAAGAACCAGAUACAGAUCCUGACCGAUGCCUCGCUGCUGAAGGAACGCGAGAUCGAUGGCCUGCGUCGGGAACUGGAGAAUCUCUCCAACCGGUUGCACAUGCAGCGCAUGGAGAACCGCAGUCAAACAAAGAAGCGGGAUGAAAAGAUCAAGGAGAUAGAAAACUUCUCCUCGGUGAUGGAGAAGGUUGAUGCCCGGCUGAAGUCCGUGCAGAAUAAAGCACUAAAUGCGGAGCAGCGCCUUCAUAUUCUGGAGGAGAUGAUGGAGGCCGAGGAGACUGCUCUGAAAAACCUGGACAAGGAGCAGGAGAAGGUCAACGAGAUGCUGUACCGCACGCAGAGGCAGGUUACCGAGCUGCAGGACGAGGAGAAGAUCCUGAAGGUGCAGAACGAUUCCCUGAUCUCGAACCUGGCGGCCAUCAAGCGCAGCCAGCAGCAGGUGAACCACGAACUGAAGCGCCAGACUGAGAUCCACUACAGUCUGUCCUUCAAGUGCCUGGAGGCGGAGAGAAAGUACGCCGAGUGCAAGGGUCUGGCGGACGACCCCGAGGUAGAAGCUGCAAAUUUGGCCCGUCUCAACGCCCUGGAGCAGGAGUACGAGAAGCUUCAUCGCCUCAUAGCCACCACCGAGGCCCAGAACAAGAAGCUUAACUACAACAUGAACAACUUGGUGAUUCAAUACAACGCCGACGAGAAGGAACUCGAAACGGUCAGGUUCAAGAUCAAGGAGGCCCAAGUCUAUUGCGAGGGCACUGUCAAGAGACUGCGCCAGAAUCGGUAUGAGAACUCCGAGCUCAUAGUGGAUCUCAACAUGGUCAAGAUGCGCUGCAACGACCUCGAGGUGGGAAUCGGUGGCUGCGAACAGGGCACCUACGACCUGGAGCAGCACCGACUCGCCUUCCGGCGGGCCAUCAAGGAUCGCAGCGUCGAGCUGCGCAGCCAGCGAGAUGUGCUCCUCCUCAAAAAAAAGCACCUCAACGAGGAACUGAGCACCUUGCGAGCCGAUCUUGGUGAGCGGAAGAAGAAAAUAGAGGCGGUGAAGGCUAGGUUCGAACUGACCGCCCAACUGCUGGGCAAGAACGACGACGGCUCCAUUAUGACCAGCACCCAGCUGAAGGUGGAAAGCGCUCAGGAGCGCCAGAUGCUGGCCGACGAGGGCGACGCCCUCAACAAGAAGGUGCUCAAGGCCGAGAAGGAACUGGUCGCCCUGGAGAACACGCUGCGCCAGUUCGACAAAUCCAACGACAACUACCGCAAGACCUUCCGAUCUGUGGACGAAAACUCGAAGGAUCGCGAGCGCGCCGAGCUGGAGCUGAAGGAGCUGGAGGCGAACUACUGUCGCGAACUGGAGAAGCUGAAGGUGCUGCGAUGCAAGGCGCAGCACUACGACCAGAAGCAUGCAGCGCAGCGGGCCGAGGAGGAGGAACUUAUUGCCAGGUUGGAAAAGGCAAAGGCCAGUCGGGCGGAGCAUGCCGCAUGUCUAGAGAAGAUCGAGCGCGAACUGGAUGAUCAGCGAUUGAAGUUGGACAGGGCGCAGCGCGAGAUCCGGACGCAGAUGCGGGAGAUCAGGGCACGACCCUUCAGCGAGGAGUACCUGGCGCAGUUUGAGCGCGAUCUGAACCUGCAGGAGUUGGAGUCGCGCAACGCCAAGGCCCUGAACAUGCUCACCGAUCUGGCUAGCAGCAACGAGUGCGGCGCAGACAUAAUGGGAAUCCUGGUGCGAAAGGGCAUCAAGUUGCCGAUGCACCUUAAGCGAACGUGCAGCCGUGUGUCCUGGAACAGCAGUUCCUCGGCCAAGUCCUCACAGGAUCAGGAUGCCGGCUCCUACAUCAGCGUCAAGGGCAAGUCCUUCCUGUGCGAGGGAGUAAGUGCCCGUUCCUCGGCCUCCAAUGUGAGCUCCCUCAAGGACGACAGCUCCUCCACCACCUCCCAAUCCGGCCUCAGCAUCAUAUCCCUUGAGUUACCCAUGCCGAAGAAGAAAUAACUUGUAAUAAAAAUUUAUUUAAUCGUUCCUUAUUCAA
Messenger RNA from Drosophila biarmipes, 3063 nucleotides. RefSeq names its product coiled-coil domain-containing protein 39 (gene Ccdc39). Lineage: Eukaryota; Metazoa; Arthropoda; Insecta; Diptera; Drosophilidae. The coding region runs from base 123 to 3026 and encodes 967 amino acids. Gene Ontology annotation, cellular component: axoneme. The transcript has 4 exons. The record is from RefSeq and is a predicted model, not a curated record. Gene Ontology annotation, biological process: inner dynein arm assembly; cilium-dependent cell motility; cilium movement.